AUGGCCACCCGCACCCUCAACACCAUCACCUCUAUCCCUCGACGGCCGCUGCCUCCCCUGCAUUGGCCAACUUAUCUUCGUUCUCAGGAGACGCAGUUUAUGGCCAAAGCCCACCUUCCCACCGCACUUCCUUUCCCCCUCCCUCCCAACAUCCUGCUCCUCUCCACUUUCACAACCGUCAAGCCUACCCUACUUAUUCUUCGUCGCUUCCACAGGACUCCUUUCCCCGCACCAUCUCCCAUCCAACAAAUUACGUCUACGACGGGGCUCAACCUUACCUUCCAACCUCGUCCAACUCUACCCCGACACGGUGGUGGAUUCGAACGCAUGUCAAACUACGAAUCCAAACCUUCCUCCACCAACAGUGACUACGACCGAGGCGUCAGCAGUAAUUUGCCAGAGUACUCUUACCCAAUGGCACCCACUCAUCGACUUCAGCGCGACCUUCCUCGUCCCAACAUUCGACUGCAGCAACCUCACUACCAGGACCAGCGUGAACAGCCAUCGUACCAGCACCGACAACAUGCACAGCAUCAAAAUAUUCCCGAUCCAAGCCUGCAGAAUCUUCUCAAACAACCACAAUUAGGAUCACAUCAACCGCCUCAGCCACAGGAAGUUCCCCAACGGAUACCGCCACCAAUUCGCACCCGUUGGAGUGACAACGGCCCCCCACCACUCUCUUAUCCGAGUGGUUCGAGCUCGAUGAUGAGCAUUAGCAGUGCUAGUCAGCGCUUCUCGCCCUCCACACCACGCACCUUGCUCUCAGGAUCCACGUUGCGACAGUCGUCCUCAGAAGAUUAUCCUUUAACAGAAUCGCCCCUCGACUUUCGAGAGUUUACCUACCCGCAACGGAUUAGAGUCGGCGUCGUUCGAAACAAGUACGACCGUGACCAUGAUCACGAUAUGGAGCAGUGCUCUGAACAGGACGAUGCCCGUGAACGCGAUGCCGGACACGUUGAUGAUCUCGACGAUACAAUGGUGACUCCUGGCAAGAGACAGCGUCUGAGCAACAGGGCCAGUCAACCAACUCCAGCAAAGUACAUUAACUCUGGGUUGAAGGCGGCAAACGCUCACAUGAAAGUCGAUGCGGAGGUAGUGGAGCACGAAGAUGAACAGAGUUCUUUGGCAUCAACCUCCAGUAGCCGCAAGCCUAGUGUCUCGGGGAGUAUCCAAGGAGAUGAAAGGCCGAGCCCCAGCAAGUCGAAAUCGUCAAAGACAACGGCUGCCACUGCGGCCACUCAAAAGCGGCUCCAACGGCAGGCUUCUGACCAGAUGACACUUGGAGAGGUCAUUGACAAGAUCGACGAGGAGAUCCAUCCGGAGGAUGAGCCCCAGUCAUUGGCCGGUAAAGGCCUGCGCAUCUAUGCUCAAUGCGUGCGCAGGCGGGUGGAGGCCAGAGGUUCCACAUCUUACAACGAGCUUGUGCAUGAGCUUUUUGGUGGCAAGGCUGGCGAGAACGUCGACGACCUGCCAGAGGUCCCUGGUCAGGAGAACAUUCGCCGUCGAGUAUAUGACGCGCUCAACGUCUUGGAGGCGCUCGACAUUAUUUCAUUCGAAAACAAGGACAUUCGUUGGGUGGGACUGGAAGAGUCCAAGGUUGUGCAGGAAGUUUCCAAGCAGAAGGCAGCACAGGUUCUCGCCCAGCAGGGUCGUCUGCCUCACAACGAUGAAGGCGACGAAGAGAGCGAGGAACCAGAGGACGACGACAUGGAGAUUGAAAAGCUUCAGCAUGUGCAAGUGUUGAAUCUCGUCAAGCGCAACAAGAAACGAGAGACCAAGGAGCAGGAGAAGGAGGAGCGACGACGUCAGCGCAAGGAAGAGAAGCACGCUAGGAUAUUAGCAGCUGAUCAAGAUCCGUCCAUGACUGAUGUUGGGCCUAUGGAUUGUUCCGACUCGACAGCUCCUAAGGCUGAUCGUCAGCAUCGUCGACGCAGGACGUCUCGGAAGACUUCUGAGAGGCCGGAGGGCGAAGUUGCUACUGAUUCAAUGGACGACGAGACACACAUGAGAGAAACGGAGAGCGAGGAGGCGCGCCAGCAAAGGAAGCAGGCGCGUCGGGAGAGACGUGCGCGCAAGGAGGAGAGAGCGCAGAGGAAGAGUGAGAAACUCGAUCGCGUUCAGCUACCAUUUUUUGCUGUCCGUAUGCCUGGCUAUACCGGCCAGAAUUCUGAUUCAGAAGAGAACAUUUCAGUCGUUCGACGCUACCGCGAAGAACAAACACCCAGGAAGAGUGGGAAGAGCAAGCGCCAAUGCGAAUCGACGGGCGAAGAAACCACUCAAGUGAGAAUCCAGAUCCCCCAGAACGACGAGCUGAGUGUCAUCUCGGAUACAGAGAUCCUUGGGGACCUAGGGUACAAUGCGGUCACGCUGGAAGAUCUGCAAGCCAUGCUGCCAAAUGAUCUGAUGGAGUCUGCGCAGUACGUUGUUAGCGCCAGAGAUCGCCACUUGAGAGCUCGGCGCCGUAAUAGCGACAUUGUAUCGAUUGUUGAUGGACUGGUCAUCCAUAGUGAGGAAGACCAUGAGAGCAGCGCUACGAAUGUGAUUGUCCGCGGAGGCCACGAGCGCCAGAUUGUUCGUGCCGCCAGCGAGACUGUAGUAGCUUAG
This is a messenger RNA of Linnemannia hyalina, 2604 nucleotides long. NCBI's taxonomy places the organism in Eukaryota, Fungi, Mortierellomycota, Mortierellomycetes, Mortierellales, Mortierellaceae. The record is from the annotation of a GenBank genome assembly.